Olea europaea var. sylvestris is the source of this 1179-nucleotide messenger RNA. RefSeq names its product LOB domain-containing protein 20-like. Gene Ontology annotation, biological process: hormone-mediated signaling pathway; positive regulation of DNA-templated transcription. Gene Ontology annotation, cellular component: nucleus. The record is from RefSeq and is a predicted model, not a curated record. NCBI's taxonomy places the organism in Eukaryota, Viridiplantae, Streptophyta, Magnoliopsida, Lamiales, Oleaceae. The transcript is spliced from 2 exons. Bases 393 to 1103 code for a protein of 236 amino acids.
ACAAAAAAUGGUAUGUACAUGUAUAAUUAGGUACUCGUACAUUAUAAAUGCAUAAAUACAUAAUAUUGCAUAUAUAUGCUUCCUUGCAUGAUUUGACAGCCAAAUACAUUUGUUUCUCACCAUCCCACACGCUACGGGCAGCACAAAUCUUGUGCCUUCCAAGAGCACAGCCCUGUUAUACAUCAAACAAAUUGCCCAAAGAUUGUAACAUUAACACUCCCUUUGCACGUUCAAUUUACACACCAAACUCUUCCUCCUAUUCCAAACUUUCGUCUCUUUCUCUCUCUAAAUCCUCAUGAGAGUUACGUGCAGUUAUCGCUACUAUAAACACAAUUCUUAACACCCCUUUUUUUUCUUGUUAACUGAAUUUUUUUCUUAGUUUUUGCUUCUGCAUGGAUGGAUCACAAGGAGACGGUACAUCCAGGAAUCGUCGCAAGGGUUCGGGAAAGCGCGCCGAGAUGGCUACAGGGUCGCCACGGCCGCUUAAUGCGCCUUGCGGUGCAUGCAAAGUCUUGAGGAGGAAGUGUAUUAUUGAAUGCGUAUUUGCUCCUCAUUUUGGCUCGGAUCAAGGAGCUGCUCGAUUUGCAGCUGUGCAUAAGGUGUUCGGGGCGAGAAAUGUGUCGAAGCUCUUGUUGCAUAUUCCAGCUAACUGGCAACAUGAUGCAGUCGUCACAAUAUCGUAUGAGGCUCAGGCAAGACUCUCGGAUCCGGUUUAUGGUUGUGUGUCAACAAUUAUUGCCUUGCAGCAGCAGGUGGCAUCUCUUCAAGAGGAGCUUUCAUUGGUGCAAACUCAGCUGAUAAACAGUAGAUACGCAAUGGUGAAUGCCCUUCAGAAUUCACCAUCGCAACCACAACAUCAUCAGCAGCAACAUGUUUCAGUGUUACAGCCAGCUUACUCGAACACUUCUGCUUCGAAUAAUAAUCUUAUUAACAUCAACAAUUUCAGCACCACGACUAGCCUCGAACAGACUGCUGCUCCCUCUAACAGUCUUGAGCCUAGUCGACGAACAUUCCCGUCUGGACAAGAUGACGAGGAGGAGGAAGAAGAAGAAGAUGAUGAGAGUCGCGAUCCAAUAGCAUUCACUAAUCAGAUAUUCCACUGAGAGAUGUAUAAUUUUUUUUCGAAUUAAUAAUAUUUAUAUGGUUGCAUUGUGAUUAGAGAAUAUAAUGUUUUAAGUA